AUGCUAGUGCAAGAUCUCUGGCGGAGUGGGCUGCAGUGGGACGAAGAGAUGCAAAACGAGGACUUUGAUAAAUGGGUGCGCUGGACAAAUUUGUUUCCCAAAAUCAGUGAGUUGCAGAUUCCUCGAUGUUAUUUUAAUAGCGCUCGACCCACCACUUACAAGAAGUUGCAAGUGCACAUUUUCACCGAUGCGAGUGACAAAGGCUACGGUUGUGCUGUAUAUUUUCGCUCCGAAGAUGGAGAGGAGAUCCGAUGUGCUCUGGCGAUAUCGAAGGCCAAGGUGGCUCCACUCAAGCAUCUAUCAAUUCCACGAAUGGAGUUGGAGGGGGCAGUUUUGGGCGCAAGGCUUCUUCAAAAUGUUCGAGUCAGCCAUUCGUACGCGAUUGGAGAAUGCUUCCUAUAG
Toxorhynchites rutilus septentrionalis is the source of this 402-nucleotide messenger RNA. RefSeq lists its product as uncharacterized. The coding region runs from base 1 to 402 and encodes 133 amino acids. The record is from RefSeq and is a predicted model, not a curated record. NCBI's taxonomy places the organism in Eukaryota, Metazoa, Arthropoda, Insecta, Diptera, Culicidae. The transcript has a single exon.